Anneissia japonica is the source of this 7461-nucleotide messenger RNA. Its product is annotated as fibrillin-2-like. The transcript is spliced from 42 exons. Lineage: Eukaryota; Metazoa; Echinodermata; Crinoidea; Comatulida; Comatulidae. The record is from RefSeq and is a predicted model, not a curated record. Bases 218 to 6532 code for a protein of 2104 amino acids. Gene Ontology annotation, molecular function: calcium ion binding.
ACAAGAAUUCAUAAAACAAGCAGAGAACAGACUACGCCGUUCAUAUUUAGGAACUAUCCCAUCUAAUUUCUCUCCAUCAUGGGCGCUCAAAGUCACAUGGUUUGAAAUUCCACAGAGGCCAGCAGACCCAUCGGUUAACAGAAGAAACACAUUCCAAGCUGUUCUUCUAACCGAUGGACUUUACAGCUUUGCAAUAAAUUUCUUUGAAGAACGACGUAUGCUUUGGGAUUCCAAUCUAGUUUUCUUAAAAGAUGCUAUUUUGGGAUACAACAUUGCAAAUUUUAGUUUUGAAAACUUCCAGCUUCAACAACCGCUUGUAAGCGAUGUGUAUAGGCCAGAUCUGGUCCUAGGGAAUACCAAUGAACAUGGUCAGUGGAUUUUUCGUUUGGAGGACAAUACAGAGAAUACUGUCAACCCCAAAAAGCGGUGCUUAGACUGGUAUAUAGAGGAUUCAUCAAGUUUCUUUAACCCAGUUGGUCUGGGUACCUGCCCAUGUACACUGCGUCAGGCUCUGAGAGAUGGAAGAUAUCGUAUUCGACUUAGAAUAACAAUUGCUUCAACCCCAAGUUAUAUCUUACCUCUUCUGGCUGAUCUAGGCAUAUCGAACGAUCUGUUUGUAACUGUUGUAAGGCUCAUAGACUUGGCUAAGUACUACACAAUUUGCUUCCAGUCGUCGACAUUUAACAUCUAUUUAUCUGGUACCGAAUGUUGUUAUCGAUGGAGUUUUUUUAGGUUUUUCAACUUAGGUUUUCUAAACAGAGGCUACGUUGGAAUUGGGGCAAGCAGUUUCUCAUUUCGUUAUGGCUACACAUUCGGACCUUGGUUUCUUCCAUAUCAAUAUGUCUACCAUAUUUCUUCCGAUGUUAUGUCUCAGUAUUAUUGCUGCUAUGCCUCUAGUAGUGAAGAACUUUGCCAAAUGUACUACGAACGCCGGCCUGCAGCAUCUUGCCAGUUUUACAGACCUCCACGGUGGUCUUGGUUCUGGGGCGAUCCUCACAUAUCCACUAUCGACGGAUACCAGUAUACAUUUAACGGUAAAGGAGAAUACAUGUGCACCGAUAUCAACGACGGAACGUUUCAGUUGCAAUGCCGUAUGUCAGAUCCUAUUUCUGAAGCAGAUGCAGAUGCGACCAUCUUCAGUGCAUUUGUUGGGAGACACACUGGAGAAAGUGCCACUUAUGUUCAAUUCACCUUAAGUGAUAACGGGACUGACAUCAGUGUUCUUGUUAAUGGAACUGAAGCAAUAUCACUCGAUACACUGAGGAACGGUGUCUGGAAUGAUAACAAAACAGAUGACUUAUGCUCCAAAAGUAAUGUGUGUCUGGAUACAAGUACGAACCUAUCUGAAUCUGAUAUAUUUGAUACCUGUAACACAUGGAGGCUUACAGAGGAAGAGUCAGCAUUUGUCUACAAGGAAGGAGAAAGUUACUCGAAUGUUAAUGAUGAAAGUUUUCGGCCAAAAUUUCUAGAUGAACUGUUAGAUACAGCAAAACCUGCUUUACUAGAUGAGGCCAACUCCGUUUGCGGCAACAAUCAAGAGUGUUUGUUUGAUGUUUUAGCUACACAAAAUAUAAAUAUCGGUGAAAGUACGAGGAUUACAAACGAAAUAAAUAGCAAUGAUAGAGAGAUCUUAGAAAAUAUACCACCAGUGAUAAAUCAAAUUAUUGAUAUGAGCGAAGAGAGUGUCUUAACUGAUGGCUUCAAACUUAGUGUGCGUGUAAAUCAGACAAUUGUUCUACGAGUAAACGCAUCUGACGAGAAUGAGGGUGAUGUCUUAAACUAUUUUAUUGAAAAUGAAAUUCCCGGAUCAAAUAUAACGAAUGAAACUGGACUUUUCACUUGGAAACCAACCUCAAUUGAUAUAGUUGAUCUAGUAUUUGAAGUCAGUGAUGGGACACAGAGCAUAGCUAAGUACAUGGAAGUCAAAAUUUGCGCAUGUGUGAAUGGCGGCGUGUGUGACUAUGACGCUCUGGUAGAAGGAUCCGAUCUUCCAAAUAACAGAUUUGCGGUUGUGCAGUGUACCUGCUCACCUGCAUGGACAUCAUUCGAUUGUUCUGAAGAUUACGAUGCCUGCAUGGAUGACCCCUGCUUUACUGGUGUCAGCUGUAAAGAUCAUAUGGCACCAGAAGUGAAUGCAACGUGUGGUAACUGUCCUGCGGGCCUAGUGGGAAACGGUAUUAAGUGCUACGAUAAUGACGAGUGUUCAAACGGUCAAGACCAAAUUGAGGGAGCUCUUUUCUGCGAGCAUACUGAGUUGUGUGUGAAUACAUUGGGAAGCUAUGAGUGCAGUUGUCGAUCUGGAUAUGAACUGCAUCCGAAUGAAAAAGAAUGUACAGAUAUCAAUGAAUGCGAUCGCUCUACGGAUAACUGUGCCUCCACUGCUGAAUGCAGUAAUACUAUAGGAUCCUACAAUUGUACAUGUAACGAAGGCUACGAGGGCAAUGGCAUUGAUUGUACUGAUAUUAAUGAAUGUUUCACUCGUGCAAACCCAUGCAGUCUCACUGCUGACUGCUUUAACACCGACGGCUCUGUAUAUUGUGUUUGUAAAAAUGGAUACUCUGGCAAUGGAAUUGUUUGUGAUGAUAUAGAUGAAUGCCGCCAAGAAACGAGUGACUGUGAUAAAAAUGCUGACUGUACAAACACUGUUGGUUCCUAUAUGUGUACCUGUAAAGACGGCUUUGAGGGUAACAGUACACACUGCUUUGACAUCAAUGAGUGCAUUGAGAGAGCUCUUGACUGUCAUCCGAAAUCCAAUUGCACCAACAGCAUUGGUAGUUACACAUGCGCCUGUCCGACAGGUUACCGCGGUGAUGGUACCGAAUGCUUUGACGUGGAUGAAUGCAAUUCUGGUAAUGGAACAAAUAUAUGCGCAGUAUCAGCAACGUGUACAGACACUCAGGGAAGUUACAUGUGCGGAUGCAAUGAAGGGUUUAUUGGAAAUGGUGUCCAGUGCGUCGAUAUUGAUGAGUGCACUAUUGGAACUGAUGGAUGUCAGCAGGAUUGCCUCAACAAUAUUGGCUCAUACACCUGCGCAUGCGCAGCUUCCUUUUCACUUUCUGAUGACCAACAUUCUUGUACACCAUUGGCAGGAAUGGAAUGUACUGGUUCAAACCCAUGUGAUUCGUCGGCUAAUUGUAUCCAUAAUGCUGAUGGUAAUCCAAGUUGCUACUGUGACAGUGGUUAUCAACUGAGUAAUAACGACACCGCCUGUGAAGAUAUAGACGAAUGUACAAAUGGUGAGAACUCAUGUGACGAUACCAUUGGUUUAUGUACCAAUAUGGAUGGAAGCUAUAUGUGCAGUUGUUCACCGGGUUAUGAGCUACAAAAUGACCUUAGGACAUGUCAAGAUAUUAACGAGUGUUUAAACAGCAGUAUAUGUAUCGCCAAUGCCGAAUGUGUCAAUGGACAUGGAAACUAUAGCUGUAGUUGUCUUGAUGGAUUCAAUGGACCACGGUGCGAAAAUAUUGACGAAUGUACAGAUAACCUACACGAUUGUACUGGGAAUUCCGAGUGUAGAGACCAAGAAGGCAGUUAUAUAUGCGUUUGUCAAAUGGGAUUCACCGGUAAUGGAAGAACGUGUAUAGAUGAGAACGAAUGUUUGUCGAUGGGUACUUGUCAUAGCCUGGCAACUUGCACCAAUACUAUUGGAUCUGUUAAUUGCACAUGUCCGGAUGGUUACAGCGGAGACGGCGUUACAAGUUGCACAAAUAUUGAUGAAUGCAGUAAUAUUAAUAAUCUGUGUCACGACAAUGCCAACUGUACCGAUACGCCUGGAUCAUACACGUGUGCAUGCAUAGAAGGCUACCGUGGAGACGGGUUCGAAGCAUGUGACAACAUUGAUGAAUGUAGCGAUCAGCCUGAUAUUUGUCAUCAACAAGCAACGUGCACGGACAACAUAGGCUCAUACACAUGUCUAUGUAAAGUGGGUUUUGACGGAAACGGGUUCAUUUGUGAGGAUAUAAACGAGUGUGCCCUUGAUACGGAUGAGUGCGACGUCAAUGCGCGUUGUAAUAACACAGUGGGAUCGUUUACGUGCUUCUGUAACAUUGGCUAUGUAAGCACUGAAGGAGGGAACGCUCGAAAUGGCACUUGCAACGAUUACGACGAGUGUGAAUACCGAAUUGAUAAUUGCCAUGACUUUGCUACAUGUACAAAUACUGUCGGAUCAUACACUUGUGGAUGUAAAAGUGGAUUCACUGGAGACGGCUACAAUUGCGAAGAUAUAGAUGAAUGUGAUCAACAGGUUAAUACAUGUGAUAUUGAAGCGAAAGAGCGAUGUGUAAACACUGAGGGCUCCUACUAUUGCACCUGUCAAACCUUUUAUUUCAACAUUAGUGGCCAAUGUCGAGCAUCAGCAUCGAAAACGCUAAUGGUUGAAUUCUUGUACAUCAAAGGAUUGAGCGUGACAAUGUUUCAGUUUGAUUUUGAUGAAACUUCAGUGGCAUUAGCAAAAGAUAUGGAUACUCUUUUCCGAAUGAGUGCUAUUAAAGAUCAAUAUUUCGGCACUGAAACUGCUGCAUUUUAUAAUGCAACCGAUGGCUUAGGCGUCUCCUUUAUCGUCAGUUUCGAUAAAGAUUUAAACAUUACGGACGAACAGUUACGGCAAGUAUUCUUAAAUGGGUUAACAGGCAGUAAUAUGGACUUCUUGGAUCCUGACAAUCAGGUGCAUGUAACUGAUGUUGAAGUUAUGGAACCUGAUAUCAAUCCCUGCUUUGAGAGCACAGACGACUGUGUACAGAGACUUUUCCAAGAUUGCAUUUUUUUAGGCCACGAGAAAUACGAUUGUCAAACCUGUUUCCACGGCUACAUACUAAAUGAAACCAGUGAUUCAUGCGUGGACGAUGAUGAAUGCGCCAAAGAGACUUUCGAAUGUCCAUCUGGUUUUAAAUGUAAUAAUACUUAUGGCGGCUACGAAUGUGUCUGUCUGUCAGGAUUCAUCAUUGAAGACAAUGCAUGUAUUGACGAUGAUGAAUGCGCCAAAGAGACCUUCGAAUGUCCAUCUGGCUUUAAAUGUAAUAAUACUUAUGGUAGCUACGAAUGUGUCUGUCGGCCGGGAUUCAUCCUUGAAGACAAUGCAUGUAUUGAUGAUGAUGAAUGUGCCAAAGAGAUCUUUGAAUGUCCAUCUGGUUUCAAAUGUAAUAAUACUUAUGGCAGCUACGAAUGUGUCUGUCUGCCGGGAUUCAUCAUUGAAGACAAUGCAUGUAUCGAUGAGAAUAGCUGUUUACGAAGUCCAUGUCCAUCAAACGCAGACUGUAUCAAUAUAAAUGGCAGUCAUACCUGUCAAUGCCAAUUGGAAGGAUAUUCAUUUGAUAAUGGCACAUGCGUUGAUAUAGACGAAUGCUUGAUAAAUCCAUGUAAAGUAUUAGAAAACUGUACUAACACAGAUGGCGGUUUCUCUUGUGAGUGUGCGACGGGAUUUGAACGUGAUGCUAGCCGAGUUUGCGCCGACAAAGACGAAUGCUUAGAAGAUCCGUGUGGUGGAGCUAACGAAGAAUGUCUGAAUACGGUUGGCAGCUUCACUUGCGAAUGCGUUUUGGGAUAUGUUUUUCUUGACGGUGCAUGCUUAAGUGGAAAAUCGUUUCGUGGGAAAAUACUUGUUGUUGAAGUGAACGGAUCAAAGGCGUUGGCAGAAUGGGAUGAAGCGUUGGCAGAUAGCUCAUCAACCAAGUUUAAACUUUAUGCCAAACAAAUGUGUACGAUAAUAGACGAUGUGUAUGGUACUCUAUUAGAAACGGCAGCACAUUUUUACGCCUGCACUAUACUUGGCUUCUUGGAGAGCAGUAUUAUUGUAGUUUACCAACUCGAUUUCUAUACUAGGACAACCAGUGAUGGUAAACAGCUAUUAGAAAUGCUCCUACAGAAAGCGGAUAAUGACAGUCGCUUAUAUUCAACAGAUUCCAGAAUAAAUAUUACAAUUGACCUAAAUUAUGAAUAUGUAGGGGAAGAUCUUCCUAUUAAUUGCACUGAGUAUUGCUAUAAUGGUGGCGAGUGUAAAAUCGAUGACUUACUCGAGCGAUCGUGCAGUUGCUCUGAAGGCUUUGCUGGGGAUCUUUGUGAAGUAAAAGAAAUAACAGAUGAUAACACUUCUGAGGCAUUUUUAGUAGUGAUGUUUUCCAUCGUUAUUGCACUACUACUUUUCGUACUGGCUUUCGUCUGUGUUCUUGUUAUUGCAAAGAAGCGGAGGGCUAAUCGUAAGCGACCACUCAGCGGAGUCGUCGUACGCAAUCAAGCCGCAAACCUACCAAGACUUUCUUCGAGUUUCUAUGAUUCAGUUUCAAUCGCAUCGUCGGCUACUGACAGUGACACAAGAAUUGAUCAUCUUUCCAGGGUUAUACGAAACACAGUGUAUCUUAAUAAGCACCUGAGCUCAUUGGCAGACUAUCAACUGGAAACACAGUCUGAAAACUCUGAAUUUAUACGACCAUUCGUUGCAACCGGUGAUGAGGCCAGCAGUUUCCAGUCGAAUUCAACAUCACCAUGGUCAAAUGAACAGUUAAGUUGGUCAAGAAGUCUUGCAGACAUGGAUCGGUAAUUUCAGCAGCUGAAGAUAUUUUUAAAGAUAUUAAUUAUAUAUUAUAUGUUAUAGCAUUAUUUGUUAUAGUCAAAUUCUCACAUUUGACAAUUCAUAAUCAGAUUUUUUUCAAAGCUUUUCAUAAAACAGUAUCUAAUGUAUUAGAUACUGUAUUAUUAAGGCAGUUUCUUCAAAACAUAGUGUUUAUUCCUUUAUGCAUAUUUAUAUAUGAUAUGGAUUAUGUAUUAUAUACCAUUAUUAUUUUUCUUAGUCGAAUUUGACGAUUCAUAAUCUAAUUUUUUUUUUCUGAGAUUUUGCUUUAAUUUUAUUGAAAAAAACUAGAUAAUUAUAUACUGUAAUAUAAAGUAAAAUAACAUCAAAUAUAUAAUAUAAAAGAAUAUGGUAAAUGAAAGCAAUGCUUUGCUACAAUUAUAUGCGCCGCUCUUUGCACUAUUAAGGCAGUUUCUUUAAUAUAUAGUGUUCAUACUUCUACGCAUAUUUAUAUAUGAUAUUAAUUAUAUAUUAUAUAACAUAUAUUAUUAUUUGUCUUAGUAGAAUUCUCACAUUUGAAAAUUCGUAUGCAAAUUCUUCAGAGAUUUUGCUUUUAUUUUAUUUAAAAAGCUAGAUAAUUAUAUAAUAUACAGUAAUAUUAUUGUGAUGGACCCCUCUGGAAAUAAGUCCCUAAUAGGGACUUAGAGGGUUAUCCGAAUAUCUCUUUUUCGUUGUUUUGCCUAUUUUUCGUCUGUCAACGAGAUUUCCUAUGUCUGUAUGUAAUUUAAAAGAUAUUGAAUAAAUCAAAUCAAAUUAAAAUCAAAAUAAUAUAACAUCAAAUAUAUAAUAAAUAACAAGUAGGUAAAUGAUAGAAGUACUCUGCUACAAUGAUAUACAUGUAUAUAUUCAAUAUAUAUUUUUUAUACUUAUACGCAUAUUUUACCUACCAUAUUAUAAUA